Molecule: messenger RNA, 915 nt
Organism: Dissoconium aciculare CBS 342.82
Lineage: Eukaryota; Fungi; Ascomycota; Dothideomycetes; Mycosphaerellales; Dissoconiaceae
Exons: 3
Coding region: 302-862 (186 amino acids)
Source: RefSeq, a predicted model, not a curated record
CGCGAUGGACCUUGCCACUGAGCUCAAAGUGGAGAAUCGAUGGCGGUUUCGGAUAGCACGCUUGACGGGCUAAAAUCUUGUUUCGCGAUCGAGACCGACUUGAAAGCUCGCAGAUGGUAUCUUGGCUCCCCCAAAGCGAUAGACAUCGAAAUGGACGUUUUCAACAGCAACAUGACAUUGAUUGGGCAAACUCUCGUCGUAUCAAAUGGCUACGGCGGCAUUGAAUUCUUCCACCUUAAUCCGGACGCAAUCACAUGGUGAUCAUACGGUCGCGUAAGUAGCACAACAACCAGCCCUCGGGAUGCGCGUCGAAAUUUUCCAUUUAUCGUUUGGCAUGUACUUGAAAACAACUCCGAGCAUUAUUACUACCGAGCACGGCACUACGAGGUUUUUGCAAUGUCACCUGAUCGAUAGUGCUUAUGCAGACCACAAAACCAGAUCACGACCAAGCGCUCCACAUUCGCAAUUGGUCGAGCUUGCGGAUCGAUUCAUGUCUGUAUGGAAAGGACGGCGUCAGGCACAUGGUCUUGUCAGGUGUCAUUUGCCUGACCGGCGAUGCAACACCUGCGGGAGCCGCUGUGCACCGGGAACUGGUUGCGAACGUGAAGGACAGAAAUCGUCCCUAUCUGUUAUUCUUCGCGAUACUCGAAAACAUGGCUCUAUUAUGUUAAAAAGAUACAAUCAUGCUUCGUCAGGUACUUUUAUGCGACACGCAAAUCAGCCACAAAACCUGGAAACAAAGCACAAUUCCUACAUCCACUUUCCCGUUCGUCAUGGCCCUGACUCCUUUCGUAGCUCGGUGUCCAUACCUGUCUAUUCCACUCCACAAAAAGCCCCAGCUAAUGAUGCUCGUGUGGUCUGAAGAUCUCCGUUGCCUGGUGCAGCCAAAGAGGCUCUUUGCAGGUGUUCUGCCAG